AUGGCUGAAUUGCUUGCUCCAAAGCCCGAUCGAAUGUUCUUCUUCGACCGCACCUGGAAGCCCCUAGGCUCUAAACGGGAUCUAUCCGAGACCAUCAGCAAGGCCACUGGAGUUCCUGUCGACGUGCUCACCCAUCGACGUGAUCCGAUGAGUGCUACUAUUGGCGAGAAACUAUUCUGGGCAUCGGAUAAGGACGCCUCGAACCAAGAGGACCAUAUCUACGCCCUUAUCUCCCUUCUAGGUUUGCCGAUGGACAUGCGACCUGGCGAAGGCAAGGCCGUCGCGACAAUGCGCAUGCAGAAGCACAUUUUGGGUAACCUCGAGGAUUACACGGUAUUGAUGUUGAAGAGGCCUCUAGGAAUAGCGCGCCGCCCUCCUGAGGAAAUGGAAGAUCCUGAGCUGCAAAUGGAGCAGCCAUCAUGGAGCCAGUUAGACCUACACUCACCGAUCGACCUUGUUUCUACCAAAACCCUCAGCAAAUACCUUCCUAAGCUUCACAAACCACCCGAUAGCCCUCAGCUCACAGGGCGGGGACUCAGAGUCACAUUGUUGGCGAAACGUGUUGACUCGUAUCUCAUAGCUUGGACAUACUGUACACAAGUACGAAGUGGAAAGGUGUACGCUGUAUGCAUCCGCGUUGUGCCAGUUGAUUCGGCUAGUGAUACGCAAAAUGCGUAUUUUAGGGGAAACACGAAUGGCCUUGUAUGUUAUGUAGCCGAAGAUCGCUUGAGGUCGUUUCAGUACAAAGAUGUUUAUUUCGACAUAAAUCCGGACGCGUAA
Molecule: messenger RNA, 780 nt
Organism: Alternaria arborescens
Lineage: Eukaryota; Fungi; Ascomycota; Dothideomycetes; Pleosporales; Pleosporaceae
Exons: 1
Coding region: 1-780 (259 amino acids)
Source: RefSeq, a predicted model, not a curated record